CGUGAUCAGCAUCAUGAAGGCUCUGACCGCCACACUUCUCUGCGUGCUCGCAGUGACUGCAUUUGCUGCACCUCCGCAUUCUUUGCAUGAUACUUUCAUCCCCAUCGUAGCUUCGCAGCAGGACGGACCAAAUCCUGACGGUUCAUAUAGCUAUGGCUACCAGACCGGAAAUGGCAUCCAAGCACAGGAGCAGGGUCAGCUUUUCAAUAUCGCCAAAGACGAGGACGCUCUUCGCGUUCAGGGAUCUUUCAGUUAUACUGAUAACAACGGCAUUCCCAUCAGCUUGAGCUACAGCGCCGAUGAAACUGGUUUCCAUCCUCAGGGCGAGCAUCUGCCAAUCGCACCUCCAAUCCCUUCUGCUAUCGUGAGAGCCUUGGAGUACAAUGCCCAACAUCCCGAGGAAGACAACCUGUAGAAGCAUUAUAGUAACGUACAGACUAUUCAGACUGAAAUUUUAUCAGUAAUCCUUCGAUCUUAAUAUUAUAUGCAAAAUUA
Molecule: messenger RNA, 495 nt
Organism: Atta colombica
Lineage: Eukaryota; Metazoa; Arthropoda; Insecta; Hymenoptera; Formicidae
Product: endocuticle structural glycoprotein SgAbd-8-like
Exons: 2
Coding region: 14-415 (133 amino acids)
Cellular component (GO): chitin-based extracellular matrix
Molecular function (GO): structural constituent of chitin-based larval cuticle
Source: RefSeq, a predicted model, not a curated record